UAAAGUGGUUGGCUUAAUUCUAUUUUAGUGCAAAAAAAAAAAAAUAAAUAUACGAAAAGAAUUAAAAGCCCGACGCGAAAUCAAAAACUUGAGAAAUUUUUAAGAAAAUUUAGUGAAAUUUUAAGAAAACGAAAAAUAUUUUUUUAUAAAUUAAUAUUUUAAAUUUAAUUUUACGAGUGAAAAUUGCCAAAAAUAUUAUUUGCCAUUUUAUUUUAGUAAUAAAGUGUUUGUGUCUUUGCUUACAGAAAGGAUAAUAAAAUUAAAUAAAUAAGGAUUAAAGGAGCUAAUUAAAUAAUAAUUGAAUAAGAAUUUAAAUAUUUUUAAUAUUAAUUAAAAAAAGUGGAUAUUUGAGUUACUUAAAUAAUAAAAAAAAAACAACAAAUUGAAGAUGGAUAAAUUUUUAACAGUAUUAAUGUCAUUUCUACUCUAUAUUGGAUUGACAUCAGCUGCUGUUACAACAGUUAAAAGAGAUGAUACACAACAGUUGCCAUUAACGAGAUCUUCAACUUCAACUGAUUUAGAAACAGCAGAAUCUGGAAAAUUACUAGAUUUUGGUGGUUUAUUAAAUCGAAAUCCAUAUGGUAGUUAUCAAGGUUAUUCUGGUUAUAAUCCUUACGGUGGUGUAGGCUACAAUAAUUAUAAUAGUGGACGUUUUGGUUAUGGUGGUUAUAGCAGUGGUACAUAUCCAAAUACUGGUGGAUAUUCAACAGGUUUUGUACCAUCAACUUACUAUGGUAGCACUGGUUAUUAUGGUGGUCAACAAAAUCCUGGAUAUUAUGGUAGUGGUGUUGGAUAUCAAGGUGGUUAUAAUGGUGGAUAUGGUGGAGUAGGUGGCUAUGGUAGCAGUGGAUAUGGUGGUAGUUAUGGUACUGGAUAUGGUAAUGCAGGAUAUCCAGGUUAUGGAGGAUAUGGUACAACAAAUAUAUUAGGUGGACAAUAUAGUGGUUAUGGCAAUUCAGGAUAUGGUGGAUAUGGAGGUAAUGGUGGUUUAAAAUCAUAUUUAGGUUAUGAUUCUGGUAAUUAUUUAGGUCAUCGUAAUUUAGGAUAUGGUUAUUAUUCGGAUAGUGAUCGUUAUGGUUUUAGAAAUUCAUAUAUACCAACAUCACCAUCAUUACAUGUUUCAGGUUAUAGGGGAUAUGAUUAAGAAUAUUUUCGAUAUAAGUUUUGUAUGUGUAUAUGUAAUUUUUUUUUUUGUACAUAAAUGAAAAGUUGUAAGAGAAAAAAAUAAUUAUAAUUUGUAACUAAUUAAUUAAUUAAUUAAAUUCAUAUUUGAAUAAAAAUAAAAAUAAAGAAUAAUAACAAAAAUAUUUUUUGAAAUAACAAUAAUUUUUUUGUAAAUAUAAAAAAAAUGUUUUGUGCUGUUUAUUUUUGUUUAUUCUAGGAAAUUUUAAUUUUACAAAUUUUAUUAAUUAUAAUUUACAUUAAUAAUUAUGUAUGUGU
This is a messenger RNA of Condylostylus longicornis, 1440 nucleotides long. RefSeq names its product prisilkin-39. Lineage: Eukaryota; Metazoa; Arthropoda; Insecta; Diptera; Dolichopodidae. The coding region runs from base 389 to 1144 and encodes 251 amino acids. The record is from RefSeq and is a predicted model, not a curated record. The transcript has 3 exons.